GUGGCCAUAAAUGGCUGGUACCAUUAAUAACUUAAAGAAAAGCACAAAUUAAGGUUAAAAAAAGGUUAGUUUACUCAAAAAAUAAAAUAAAAAUCCUGUUACUCUUUACUCACCCUCAUGUAAUUCUACAUGCAUAUUAUAUCUUUCUAUUAUUAAUAAAGAUGUUUGGUAGAAUGUAAGAGACUAACAGCCUCAGUUGCCAUUCACUUGUAUUACAUGGAAAACAGAUGCGUGGUUACUGAGGCACUAAUCAGCAACUGAGGCACUAUUCUGCUAACCAUUUAUUUUUGUAUUCCACGGAAGAAAGGCAUAUGGGUUUGGAACAACAUCAGGGUGAUUAAAUGAUGACAGAAUUGUUAUUUUUGAACAAUACCUUUAUAUACAUUUCAUACAACUGCAUUUACAUCCUUAUGGUUAAAAACAAACACAAUAGUAGCUCAAAAGCUCAAGACCUGUGUACAUCUGAAAUAUGAAUUUUGAUAUUUGUACUAAACGCAUCCUAUUCAAGAAUUUACUUAAUGAUUUCAAAAGUAUUUCCAGAUAGGUACAUAAAAGUCUUUCAGUUAGCACUCACUGAGGGUAAAGGGACAAUAUUGUCCUGCCGAUUGGCUGACAAAAACACAUUGUCAUGACAGGUCACUCUCUUUAGCAUUCCAGACUGACCUACACUUUAAUGGAGCACUGACACAGCUGAUUUUAAAAAGAAGAACAUUUUAACAUGCUGCCCCUCCCCUUAACACUGUUUUGCAUAAUGGUUUCCUGUGUAAAGAUAACCAGAGAUCAUUCUGUGAAGUGCAACAUUGACUCCAACUCCAUAACGAUCAUAAUUGUAAGCUGCCACACAGGAAACUCUGAAAAAUGAGGCCGCCUUUUCUGCUGAUUUGUUUUGUUGGAUUAUGUUUUUGGACUACUGUAAUUUCCCUGAAGAUCUGUGCCUUCAACAUCCAGAGUUAUGGGGAGGCAAAAGCCCACAACAGGAAGGUUAUGGAGAUUUUGAUCAAGAUAAUUUCACGCUGUGAUCUGAGUUUGAUUCAGGAGGUUCGAGAUUCUAGAGGUGAAGCCAUAUCUGCACUGUUGAUGAACCUGAAUAGGUUUGACACGUCUCACAUUUACACCCAUUUAGAGAGUAAAAGAAUGGGGAAGAAAACAUAUAAAGAGCAGUAUGUGUACAUUUACAGAAAAGAUAUGCUACAGGUGCAAGAGCAAUACCAGCAUCCAGAGUUGAAUGAGACAGCAGCAGAAGCAGUAGUGUUCUCCAGAGAACCUUUCAUCAUAUGGAUCCGUUCACCCACAACAUCGGUGAAGAACUUUGUCCUCAUUGGUCAACACACCUGCCCUAAGAAUGCAAUGAAAGAAAUGGAGGCACUCUACGAGGUCUUCCAAACAGUCAGGAAAAAAUGGAGAACUGAGAAUGUGAUGUUUCUGGGUGAUCUGAAUGCAGCUUGCAACUAUGUUACCAAUAAAGGACUUAAAAAUGUGCGUCUCAGGAGUGACCCGAAGUUCCACUGGUUGAUUAGAGAUAAUCAGGACACUACAGUCCGUGACAAAACACACUGCGCCUAUGACAGGAUUAUUAUUCAUGGCAAAGAACUAAUUUCUGGGAUAGUUCCGGAAUCAGCUCAGCCAUUCAACUUCAAACAAGAGUUCAGUCUAUCUGAAGAAGAGGCUCUGGAAGUUAGUGACCACUAUCCCGUAGAGGUUGAUUUAAAACCAAACCAUCGCUACCUCCUGCGUCAUGAACUCUGAAACAAUGAAAAUCUGAGAACUGCUUUAUAAUGAAAAUGAUUAAGGCAGUACCUGAUGUGCUAAUUUACUGGUACUCAUACUAUACUUUGGUACUGUACUACAUACUAUGGCACCAGCAUCUGAUGCCAUGCAGAACUUUCACUGUGAAAAUGUCAUGCUGCUACAGAAAUGAAAGGUGCACUUAGUAAUUUUGCUAAUAGCUAAACUUUUAAACAGAAAGACACAGUAAUAGUAGAAUAGUGUUUUUGAAAAAUGUGUUUAAAAUGAUGUACACUCACUUGGUGAGGACUCUAGUAGAGACUAUUUAGACUACAAGACGAAGCACUUGUAUUAAAAUGAAUGGGAAAAAUUGGAACACUCAAUAUGGUGGAUGUAGAAAAGAAAGUCAGGUAAAAGAGUCAACUCGAGAAUGCUCAUGCACAUGAGCUGGACCAGCCUGAAAAAUCAAAUUUUUUAGCAUGAUCAGAGCUAAAAAGAAAAAAAAAGCACAAUUUAUGAGACCAUUGUUUUAGAUUUAACUGCUAAUUUGAAAUAUGUUAUUUAAUCGUAAUUAAUCUUGAUCAGCUGUUUUUGGAUAUUUCGGUCUUUCCCCACUCAAGUAGAUAGGAGCUCUGCUUUUAUGCCGUAUAUAUUCAUAUAUAAUAGCUGCCCGGGAUCUCACAUAUUUGGACGCUUUCACUCACUAAGUAAAUUAAUCAUACCUGACUGUGAAUCGGAUUUUUACAAUGAUAUCAAUAUCUGAAAAAUGAAAGCCUAAGCAAUAGUUCUGUCAGGAAGACUCGUAGUAAGCAUUACGUCAUUCAUUCAAUUUAAGCAUCUCAUCCAAUCAUAACCCUGCCUAUGCUUAAUAAGCUCCACAAAUCUGUCCUUCAUCACUUCAUUAUCCCGCAAUGGUUUUCUCCCUCCACCACCCCAACAUCACCAGUUUAGGCCCCGUCCUGGUGUAAGGGGUAAGCUCCUCUCCCCUGCCAUCAUCGUCUUCUGGCAGGAUCUGGUGGUUUGAGUGAGAAUUAGAGUCGUCCAAAGGAAACUAUUCUCUCACUUAAUUAGCAUUAAUUAUGAUAUUCUCUGAGUCUGUCUGGAAAAUCUUAUUUUUCUGCGUGAUGCUGCAUCUACACCGCUAGGUGUCAGAGCAACAAAAACAGUCAUUUUAUCUGAAAUUUUUGCUGUAGGCAUCUCUUACCCAAUACACUGUUAAACAUAAAUAUUACUUAAAACAGUCAAAGAUGUAUUUUGAUUAUGAUGCAGUUUAGCUCAGCUAUAGUAUCCUGUAUUUGAUGUUGAUAGUGGAUAUAAUAGAUGAUUGAUUCUAUAUAAACACACUGUCCUCAAUUUCUCAGACUCACUGUAUUUGAACAUUGUAUCACUACUAAAAAUACUGGUACAGGACUUGUGAGUAGGGCUGGGCGAUAAAACCAUCUUGAUAAUUAUUGAAAAAAAUCCUCAAAAUCAAUGAUAAACUUUUGAGUAAUUUUCGAUAUUUACUGUACAAAAAAAAAAUAUUGUGAUGAUGUUUUGGGCCAUAUCGCCCCACCCUAGUGGUUUGGUGAGUAUCAGUACUCAUACUCUGCCAUAAAAAAUUAUAAUAAUAACAAUAAAAUAUGAACCAGUGUUAAAAUCCACAGAUUAAAUGUUCUGUCACUCUUUUUGGCCAUAUUGAUCUUUUAAUAACUUCUUUAACAAGCCGUCAAUCCCUUACACGGUCUUGACUAAGAGGAAUAUUAGAAGCUGUCCUCUUGAUUCUUUUACUCUCUAUAACAUCAAUAAACAAUUCACACCAUAAAUCAAAUUACACAAACAGACAGCACUACAAUCAUUGACAAAAACAAAACCUCCUCAAAAUGGAAGCCAACUAUCUUGAUCAUGUUAAAAACAUGCAUUUUACAUCAGAUGAGGUGUCUGUAUGGAAAGACAUAGCAGCUUUUGAAUAAAGCUUGUGUAACUUGUGAGGAGGAUGCUUUAAUUUAGAGUUGACAUGAUGUGGUUGCGUGUUUCUAAAACCACAACCUAGAAAUGGCAAGCAAGGCUGCUCUUCUGCAGCAGUAACAUGCACACAUGCACAAUUAUUUUUAAGAAAUAAUUAAUCAUGUAAAUACAGGUGAGCUUUUGACAUUUAUAUUUAAUAACAUUUUCCAUUGCGUUCAUCUCGUUUUAAGUUUGUUUGGUACAGUAUUUGCUCAGUCUGUGUUUCUGUUCAUGUUCAUAUUUUCAGGAAGCAGUUAUGACACAAAGCGGCAAGCAUCACAAACUCUCGUUCUGUCAGUGGGGGAACAUAUGUCUGUCAUAUCUGUGUUUGUUUGAUUUUGUUCUUCAUAAGGUGAAAUUAUUUCAAAGUCUGAUUUGUUAUAAACAAGAUGGAACAAAACACUGCUGAUUUUUUGAAGGACGCAUUCCCAGAGACAGACUUUGAGCACGUACACUUUGAUGAUGACUUUAAAACAACACACAGUGAUGAUAUGCCUCAGAGACAGACAGCCAUGGUGGACAACCACAAUCACAGAGACACCAGUGAACCUUUGACUAUGUCUGCUCAACAAAUGCUAAUAAGGAAGAGGAAAAUAAAUAACUGUUCUGAGAACAGUGAGGACUGUUUAUUAGAUGAACAAAGCAUGAAGACGGCAUCUAUGGUCUAUGAAUCAUGGGAUGAUAACAAUUCAAUUGAAAAUAAGACACAAGUUCAACACCAGCAACUGAACGUAUGUGAGGAAGAAAGUACAGAGAGUGAAUCUGAGAUGCAUGCAGAGACAUCAGACCUCCAUCAGAUGGAAAACGAACAAGAUCAGGCAGAGGAUGUCAGUUUACUUGAAUUGAUUCCUACAAAAGGAACUCGCCAUGAUCUGGGUGCAGAAUAUCACAUGGUAAUGGAGAAAACAACAUCACAUCUAUUGUCCUGCCAGAUGCUGGAUAAACUUAAAAACAGAGUGGAUCCCGAACAUGUUUUUCAGCAUGCAACGAAUGACAAUAAAUUUAGUGCCAUAGAGUCAGAAUUGCACGAUUGCCCAAAAGUCUCAACAGAGGAUGAAUCUGAGGAUGAGAUAAAAGAAUUUACAGAAGAUGAUCAUGAGAGAGUAGAGAAGGGUUUAGCAGAUUACUCCUCUGAUCUGUCUGAAAGUGAAAAUGAGGGCAACAGUGAAAGUCAUGAGGGUGGUAUACCAACCGAUAUAAGCAAGCGGAGUGAGAAGCAGGUGGUACACUGUUUCCAUGAGAUAGAGAACCUAGCCACAACUUCAGCUCAUGAUGAUAUUCAAAAGGAAAGCAGUAUGGAUCCCCAAGAUAUGGCCACUCUCAAGAAUGAAGAGCUGGACGUUGAGGCAAUUUCUGGUAAAUAUGAUGCAGAGAAUGAUUACGAGCAUGUUUGUGUAAAUUAUCAACUUUUCAAUGACAGUUUAGAAACAGAAAAAGAUAACAGGAGGGUUUCAGACUUUGGAGAAAGCUCUGAUUUUGGAAAUGUUCAAUCCAUUGCCAAAAUGGAAACAUACAGUGAAAAAUACAUAAAUGAGCAGCCUGACUAUGAUAGCGAUAUCAGCAGCCAUGGUGACUACAACAAAAGCCAAGGGGAAGAGGGUGAUCCUAUUUCUCAUAUACGCAAAGAGGUAAAGAAUAUAGAUCUCCCUGAACGAAAGCAUUCCUUCACAAAGGACUUUACUAGAGACUGGAAAAGCAUUGAGUGCGACGAAGUGGAUAUAGAAGACACAGAUCAUCGGAGUCCUGGUAUAUGUGAUUGUCAGUAGGUUUGUCAGGCAUUACUACAUCUUCUG
Molecule: messenger RNA, 5504 nt
Organism: Myxocyprinus asiaticus (Chinese sucker)
Lineage: Eukaryota; Metazoa; Chordata; Actinopteri; Cypriniformes; Catostomidae
Product: deoxyribonuclease gamma-like
Exons: 10
Coding region: 859-1746 (295 amino acids)
Biological process (GO): DNA catabolic process
Cellular component (GO): nucleus
Molecular function (GO): DNA nuclease activity
Source: RefSeq, a predicted model, not a curated record